Molecule: messenger RNA, 708 nt
Organism: Rotaria sp. Silwood2
Lineage: Eukaryota; Metazoa; Rotifera; Eurotatoria; Philodinida; Philodinidae
Source: the annotation of a GenBank genome assembly
AUGAAGGUUAGUGUUGAUGUUGCUUGGAGUGCACCAUGUAUUGAUGGUCGUUGUUAUGAUUACACGGGUUUAGCAAGUGCUAGUGACUUUCUUUUUAUUAUGGCAUACGAUUUACGAUCACAAAUAUAUGAUUUAAAUGAUUGUAUCGCUUCAGCAAAUUCACCGAUUGCUCGAGUUGCAGCUGGUUUGAGUAAUUUUACACAAAUUUUUGAAAUUUCACCAUCAAAACUCGUUCUUGGUGUACCUUGGUAUUGUUAUGAUUAUAAAUGUUUAUCCAUUGACGCUAAUAUGACUUGUACAAUUGAACAUGUUCCUUUUCGUGGUGCACCAUGUUCAGAUGCAGCGGGAGUUCAACACGAUUAUCAAUAUUGCCGACAAUUAUUACGCUUGAAUUCUACAACUGGUCGUCUAAUCGAUAACCGAACAGGUGGAGUCUUUUUUAAUUACAUUAACAAUCAAGAUGGAUUUAUACACCAAGUUUGGAUGGAUGAUCCUGAAACACUUUUAAUUAAAUAUGAUCUUGCAAAUGAACGGCAUCUAUUUGGUAUUGGUAUGUGGAAUGUUGAUUAUCUUGAUUAUUCUGCAAAUGCAACGAAAGACGUACAGCAAGAUACAAGAGAUAUGUGGAACGCUAUGAAAACAUUUCAUAUUGUAGAUAGAAAAAAAGUUAAACAAUCGUAUUUUUUCUUUUCAUUAAAUAGAGAAUAA